AUGGAAACUACAAGUUCAUUUGAUGAACAUAUUUUUCUUGAAACUUAUUAUCAAGCCUCUGGGUGUUCAAGUAAAAUAAGCGAACACGCAACAAGGAUUAGAUUAUUAUUAAAUGAAUUAAAUAAACAAAUGUCUGUUUAUGGACAAACAAGUCAUCAAAUCAAAGAAUUACAAAAUGAAUAUCAAUUUGUUCACGGCAAGAUUGAUGGAACUAUUCCAGUUGACGAGGUAUUAAGUAAUCCGAAAUAUAACCAACUUGUUGAUGGGUUGAAAGUGACUCAAGAAGAUGUUGUUGAAUUUCAUAAUGAUAUUAUUGAUGAUGAAAAUUGGAAUAAACUGGAUAAAUUAAUUCAAAAUGUUCAUGACACACCACAACACCCAAAACAAGUAGUACUAAAUUUUAAUUUAAUGAAUGAUUAUUGUCAAAAAGAUGAAGUUCAAAUUCUGAAAGAUAGAAUCCAAGAAUUGGAAACAGAAAAUAAAUAUCUUAAAGAUCAAUUACACGAAAUUAAAGAUGCUUAUAACAGAGCUCAACAAAGUCGUCAUAACAAAUCUCCAUUUUAUGAUCAAGUUCAACAACCAUCUCAGAAUAUAUAA
This is a messenger RNA of Entamoeba dispar SAW760, 597 nucleotides long. RefSeq lists its product as uncharacterized. The coding region runs from base 1 to 597 and encodes 198 amino acids. Lineage: Eukaryota; Evosea; Mastigamoebida; Endamoebidae. The transcript has 2 exons. The record is from RefSeq and is a predicted model, not a curated record.